AUGUCGGUCGCAGGCUUACGCCAGUGCUUAUUGCUCUGGAGCGUCGACUAUUGGAACUUGGAAGUGAUGGCUGACAAUGUGUUUAAGUCUCACGACAUCGGGCUGCGAGCCCAAAAGAAAAUCCUAUCACGCAUGGCAACCAAAAACAUUGCAAAGACCUUUAUAGAUGGCUCAACAGCAUCGCUGCUGGAUAACCUAUACAGAUUGUGUAAAAUGCAUACCGGAAACAAAGCGCGUGCAGAGAAGAUCAUCAAGAAUAUUAUAAAAAUAGUAAUCAAAAUCGGUGUUCUGCAUCGCAAUAAUCAAUUUAGUCCGGCAGAGCUUCAAAAUGCCGAAAACUUUAAGCGCAAGUUUCAGCAUACACAGCUAUCCAUCAUAUCAUUCUACGAGGUGGACUUCACUUUUGAUUUGCCAUAUCUGCAAAAAUCAAUAGCCGAAUCCCAAAUUGCGCUCAAGUCCAUAGUGCAGCCACAUCUGACAGAUAAAUCUCUGAACCGUAUUGAUGAAGUAUUCGACUUCUUCGGCGAUGCCUCGUUUUUGGAGACAGCUUUCAAACCAGAUUCGCCAUAUCGUGAGGUAAUGGGAAAAAUUGUGGCUGAUAUAAAUACAGCGAUGGAAACAGGCGACAUGUAAGCAUAUGGGUCAGCAGUUACGCAAAUCACGAAACGAAACUAUGAAAGACAGGCUAUACUACAAACCAAAUACAACAACAUGAGAUACUAACUAGUUAAGAGCAAAUGCUUUUUGCUUAUUAGCCCACCAACACCAAAAACAAGUCAGGCACGCUAUAUCGCGUUGCAAGAGAUUAAAAGAGCGCAUAUGGAAGACACAAAGUAAUUUCAAUUUCUAUGGUGAUAUUGCGAUAAGAAAUUAACACUACCAACUAAAGUUUAAAAAUCCAAAAACGUCCUGUUAACUGUACAUACAUAUAUAGUACAUGUACUUUAUUAAUUGUGUAACGAUAUUAUAAUUUUUUUCAAAAAUUUAUAAAAUGUUUAGAUCUAAGAAAAGAAAAUUUUGUCUAUGAAUUAACAACAAACCUAAAUGCUUUUCCGUAUAUACGUACGUUGUAGCAUGUUUUUGCAUAUGUGUAAUUGCAAAUGUGUGUUUGUGCAUUUUUUAUGCAAAACGUCUGCACAAAACAGAUUUUUGUAUUACUGUUUUGAUACUCGGAAACUAACUUUGUGACUAAAUUGAAACCUAUUUAUAUAAAUAGCAAGGGAGUUUGUUUGUACAAAUAAAUUGACCUAUUUCAAUACUAACUACAUACCAACUAAAAUCCUGAACGUCUAAAUCAGGCAGUUUUAUAUGUACUUAAUUUCCUCUCUACUGAUCUCCAAAAGCUUUCCUACAUCCCGAAAUACCUAAAACAAAAAACAAGUUAACCACAACACGCACUCAAUUGUUAAAAUGUUAAUCAAUAUGUUCAAAGUUAACACCUUUCUGUAUAGUACCUUUAAGAGAUCAUUUACUAUGCUGAUAGGGGUCAGUCCCAAAACCGCCCUACAUUCCAAGCCUCAUAGCCCAGAGGCCUGACAUUAAGCAUUAUUUAUGAUAUUUUACAUUAUUUAAACACUGAUAUUCAAGAGACCAAAACAUAUCAAAAUUUAUAGAUAAAGGCUCGGACACUAUAUCACGGAUGGGACAAUAAAUUGUUCAAUUAUCAAUGUCAAUGACAGUUGUCUUUUAGUUAUAAAGUAUUUAUUUUUAAAUUUUUGAACACCACUUUAUGUUGAAUAUUUAUCAAAUAAAGACAACGAUUAGCCAACUCAA
This is a messenger RNA of Scaptodrosophila lebanonensis, 1773 nucleotides long. It is a transcript of the gene sigmar, whose product is annotated as tumor necrosis factor alpha-induced protein 8-like protein. Lineage: Eukaryota; Metazoa; Arthropoda; Insecta; Diptera; Drosophilidae. The transcript has 4 exons. Gene Ontology annotation, biological process: regulation of apoptotic process. Gene Ontology annotation, cellular component: cytoplasm. Bases 1 to 633 code for a protein of 210 amino acids. The record is from RefSeq and is a predicted model, not a curated record.